AUGUUCAACCAGCACAGUGGAGAAAUGUUUCGGCGGCGGUACGGCCUCGAGCCGACUCUCGCGAACCUGCACAAUGUGGCAUUGCCAGGGCAACUCUCGCAGGAUACAAGCACAAUGCCUUCGCCGCAUGGAUCUGGAGAACCGUCAAGAAGCCAGAGCCAGGAGCGAGAGGGGACGUGGGGUGAGCGUGAUGUCGGAGGCCCCGUCAGCCGCGAAGAGGCCAUGGCAGAAUUCGAGGAGAUCCGCCGCGGAAUCUCCAAGAUCAGUCUGCAACGUACCGCAACUCGCGAAUCCGGUGCCGAAAAGGCCAGGACUUGGCUCUCCAGAGGUCGAUCACGCCCCUCGAUGGCUCGCACCCGAACAACAGCCUCAAGAGCCAGCACCGAUACAACUUGGGACAAAGAGGCCGGUCCGGAGCCGGUCGAGGAGGAUGACCUGGAUCUGGGUGCCUUUCUCAAGGACGGCCAUUUCGAAAAACGGACCGAGACGGGCGAGUCGGCCAAGAAGGUCGGGGUGCUGUUCAGGAACCUCACGGUGAAAGGUGUCGGUGCUCAAGCUACCUUCACAAAGACUCUUCCAGAGGCCAUCGUGGGCACUUUUGGACCCGACUUGUACCACCUUGUGACCCGAUUCGUCCCUGCUCUCAAAUUUGGCAAGCCGCCUCCGACGAGGGAUCUGAUCCACGAUUUUACUGGCAGUGUCCGCGAUGGCGAGAUGAUGCUGGUGCUCGGGCGUCCGGGAUCAGGCUGUUCGACCUUCCUCAAGGUCAUUGCCAACCAACGGGAGAGCUUUGCCGGUGUCGAAGGUCUAGUCACUUACGGGGGUAUCUCCGCCGAGGAACAAAAGAAGAGCUACCGCGGCGAAGUCAACUACAAUCCAGAGGACGACCAACACCUCCCCAAUUUGACCGUGUGGCAGACCCUGAAGUUCGCAUUGAUGAACAAGACCAAGAAGCAUGAUGCUAGCACCAUCCCCAUCAUCAUCGAUGCGCUCCUCAAGAUGUUUGGAAUCUCCCACACAAGGGACACGUUGGUGGGAAACGAGUAUGUGCGAGGUGUUUCUGGGGGUGAACGAAAACGAGUUGGCAUCGCUGAGACCUUGGCGACAAAGUCAACGGUGGUCUGUUGGGACAACUCGACGCGCGGCUUAGAUGCCUCCACCGCUUUGGACUAUGCAAAAUCGCUCCGGGUCAUGACUGACAUUUCCAACCGGACGACCGUCGUCACUCUGUAUCAGGCAGGUGAAGGUAUCUAUGAACUCAUGGAUAAAGUCUUGGUUAUUGAACAGGGUCGCAUGAUCUACCAAGGUCCGGCGAAGCAGGCGCGGCAGUAUUUCAUUGACUUAGGAUUCCAUGCUCCCGAGCGACAGACCACGGCGGACUUCCUGACUUCCGUGGGCGACCCCAACGAGCGCCAGUUCCGAAGUGGCAUGGAAGCAUCGACACCCAAAACUGCACAAGAGUUGGAGGCGGCAUACCGCAAAUCAGGCAUCUACAAAGAAGUGCUUGCCGAAGUCGAACGCUACGAGUCCGAAAUCAAAUCUUCUGAUUGUUCGGAUGCCAGGCGAUUCCAGGAGGCUGUCCAGGAACAAAAGAGCAACAGCAAGCUCAUCUCAACGCAAUCCAGCUAUACCGUCUCCUUUUGGCGUCAGGUCAUGGCUUGCACACUCCGCGAGUUUUGGCUGUUUUGGGGCGACAAGUCCACCCUGUACACUAAGGCUUUCAUCAUCGUUUCGAACGCUCUCAUUGUUGGGUCUUUGUUUUAUGGAGAAAGUCUGGAUACCAGCGGCGCCUUCUCUAGGGGUGGCGCUCUUUUCUUCUCUAUUGUGUUCCUGGGCUGGCUUCAACUGACUGAGCUGGUGAGAGCGGUCAGCGGUCGUGUCGUGAUUGAACGACAUCGCGACUAUGCGUUCUAUCGGCCCAGCGCUGUGGUUAUCGCCAGAGUUGUUCUCGAUCUGCCGGUUAUCCUGGUCCAGGCUGUCGUCUUCACCAUUGUCCUCUAUUUUAUGGCCAAUCUCGAUGUCGAAGCUGGCAAGUUUUUCAUCACCCUCCUUUUCGUGUAUAUCACCACGAUCUGCAUCACAGCUCUCUAUCGGAUGUUUGCAGCCUUCAGCCCCACAAUCGAUGACGCCGUCCGAUUCUCCGGUCUUGCGCUCAACCUCCUGGUCAUCUUUGUCGGUUACACAAUUCCCAAGACUAUAUUAACGGGGGAUGUGAUCUGGUUUGGUUGGUUGUUCUACAUCAAUCCUGUGGCAUACUCGUACGAAGCAGUGUUAACGAACGAAUUCCAUGGUCGAUUGAUGGAAUGCUCUCCCUCAAACUUGGUUCCCCGUGGCCCCAACGCCCAGCCGGGUUAUCAAGGGUGUUCACUUACCGGAGCUACCCUGGGCAGCACCAGAGUCAGCGGGGAUGCUUAUUUUCAGACUUCUUUUGGCUAUUCUCGAUCACACCUCUGGCGAAACUUUGGGGUCGUCAUUGCUUUUACAGUACUCUACAUACUCAUUACCGCUUUCGGAUCUGAGUAUUUCACAUUCACAGGAGGUGGUGGUGGUGCGCUGAUAUUCAAGAAAACCCGCAAGGCAAAGGAGAUGGUCGGCGAAGAGGCCAAACACGCGGAUGAGGAAGAGGCUGUGACACCCGCGGAUCCAGUUUCGAGCAGUACCUCAGAAAAUAUGAAGGAUGAGCAGAACGCGAUCGCCAGCGGCAUCGCCAAGAGCAAGAGUGUCUUUACGUGGGAGAAUGUCGAGUAUGAAGUCCCAUACCAAGGCGGAAAGAGAAAAUUGCUCAACGGAGUUAACGGAUAUGUCAAACCUGGAGUGAUGAUCGCUCUGAUGGGUGCCUCUGGAGCCGGUAAGACAACUUUGCUCAACACGCUCUCGCAGCGGCAGACAAUGGGCACUGUGUCUGGGGACAUGCUUGUCGACGGACGACCUCUUGGAAUCGAAUUUCAGCGAGGCACCGGCUUCUGCGAGCAGAUGGACUUACACGACGAGGCUGCCACUAUUCGUGAAGCUCUCGAGUUCUCGGCGAUUUUGAGACAAGAUCGGAAUGUGCCAAAGCAGGAGAAGCUUGACUAUGUCAACAACAUCAUCGAGUUGCUGGAACUCCACGACAUUGAGGAUGCCAUCAUUGGCUCUCUGGGUGUUGAACAGCGCAAGAGACUGACCAUUGGUGUUGAACUGGCUGCCAAGCCCGAAUUGCUCCUGUUCCUCGACGAGCCGACCAGUGGUUUGGAUUCUCAGUCUGCCUUCUCGAUUGUCCGGUUCCUGAAGAAGCUUUCGCAAGCUGGUCAAGCCAUCAUCUGCACCAUUCACCAGCCCUCUUCGAUGCUGAUCCAGCAAUUUGACAUGGUCUUGGCUCUGAACCCCGGCGGCAACCCGUUCUACUUUGGUCCCAUUGGAGAAAACGGGUCGGCUGUGAUCGAAUACUUUGCAAAACGAGGUACUCAAUGCCCGCCCAACAAGAACGUGGCCGAGUUUAUUCUCGAGACUGCCGCGAAGGGAGGAAAGAGACGAGCGGACGGAAAACGAGUCAACUGGAACAAAGAAUGGCUCGAGUCUGAAGAGAACGCGGCCAUGCUCAAGGAGAUCCAACGGCUCAAGGAAGAACGAUCCAAGGAGCCGCUCAAGGAAGUGAAGGAACAGCGCGCGUUUGCUGCUCCCGUUCCCCUACAGACGUACGAGCUCAUGAAGCGGACGUUCCGCUCGUACUGGCGCGAUCCGUCAUAUCUGUACGCGAAGCUCUUCACCAGCGUCAUCAUCGGCAUCUUUAACGGGUUCACAUUCUACAACCUCGACAACUCGGUGGCAUCGCUGCAAGAACGGUUCUUCACCUCUUUCCUCAUCAUUAUCAUCCCGCCGACCAUCGUCAACGGCGUCGUGCCCAAGUUCUACCAAAACCGCGCAUUGUGGGAAGCGCGUGAAUACCCGUCUCGGAUUUACGGGUGGUUCGCAUUCUGCACCGCACAGGUUGUCGCCGAGGUGCCCACGGCCAUCAUCAGCUCCGUCAUCUAUUGGCUGCUGUGGUACUACCCGACUGGACUCCCACGCGACAGUGAGACUGCGGGUUACAUGUUCCUGAUGACCAUGCUGUUCUACUUCUUCAUGUCGUCGUGGGGCCAGUGGAUCUGCGCCUUUGCCCCUUCCUUCACGGUGAUAUCCAACACGCUGCCGUUCUUCUUUGUGAUGGUCUCCAUCUUCAACGGUAUCGUGAGGCCGUACGACCAACUGCCCGUGUUCUGGCGAUACUGGAUGUACUAUGUCAACCCAUCUACGUGGUGGCUGCGGGGAGUGCUCUCAGCGACAAUGAAAGACCUGACGGUGCGGUGCGCGCCGGGCGAGUCGACGCUCUACAACGCCCCGCCGGGCCAGACCUGCCAGUCGUACACCCAGCCGUUCAUCGACUCGUCCGGUCUGGGGUAUGUGAGCACCCUGGCCAACGGCACGUGCGCGUACUGUCCGUAUGCGACGGGCAAGGAGUAUCUCUCCACCCUCAACACCAAGCCGAACGAGCAGUGGCGCGACUUUGGCAUCUUCUUGGUCUUUGUGUGCUCGAAUUGGCUACUGGUCUAUUUCUUCAUCUACACCGUCAGAGUCAGGAAGUGGAGCUUCGGGAUGCGCUAUGUCUCUGGCACGGCGGAGAGGCUGAUUGAGGUGGUGAAGGGGUUGGUCAAGGGGAAGAGGAGGUGA
Messenger RNA from Fonsecaea multimorphosa CBS 102226, 4686 nucleotides. RefSeq lists its product as uncharacterized. Gene Ontology annotation, cellular component: membrane. NCBI's taxonomy places the organism in Eukaryota, Fungi, Ascomycota, Eurotiomycetes, Chaetothyriales, Herpotrichiellaceae. Gene Ontology annotation, biological process: transmembrane transport. Gene Ontology annotation, molecular function: ABC-type transporter activity; ATP binding; ATP hydrolysis activity. The transcript has 2 exons. The coding region runs from base 1 to 4686 and encodes 1561 amino acids. The record is from RefSeq and is a predicted model, not a curated record.